This is a messenger RNA of Plasmodium gallinaceum, 3669 nucleotides long. Its product is annotated as rhoptry protein 2, putative. The record is from RefSeq and is a predicted model, not a curated record. NCBI's taxonomy places the organism in Eukaryota, Apicomplexa, Aconoidasida, Haemosporida, Plasmodiidae. Bases 1 to 3669 code for a protein of 1222 amino acids. The transcript has a single exon.
AUGAUUUUGAGUAUAUCAAUAACAUAUUUGAUAUUUUUAUUUUAUUUUUUUAAAACAUCAAAUAUAUAUGCAAAUGAUCAAGUUUGUGACUUUAAUUUUGAUGUAAAAAAGUUAUCUGAUAUAUAUGAGAAAUAUGAAGGAAAGAAAAUAGAGGUUGAUAAUUCUAAUAAUUGUGAUAAUUUAGAAAGUUUGAAUUCCGUUAAGGCAUUCUGGAUGUUAAAAUUAAAAGCUUUAUGCACAGAAAAAACGUCAAUUUUGGAUAAACAUGUUUUAAAUAAUAUUUGCAGCCAAAAAUAUGAUAUACCCCACAUAAGAAUAAAUGGAUUAACCAUAGGAAAGGAUGUUGUUAAUUUAGAAUUUGUUUGUGCUCAUUUCUUGUAUAGUAAUAAUAAGGAAAUUAUAAAAUGUAUAAAGAGCAAUUCUUUAAAAAAUUAUUUAGAUUCCUUUCAUAUAGCAUUCGACCUAUCUAUAUCACAAGAAUUGUUAAAGCAGUCAGAUAAUGUAGAUCUUGUACUUAAUUUAAAUGAUUUAAAUAGACUAAAUCUUGUUAAACAAAUAAUUGAUGACUCCUUAUGUAGAAUUCAUUCAAGUGUCCAUACGAUUAUGAGUAAAAAUGAUUUUGAUAUAUUAAAAGUGUUAGUAGGUUUAUGUACAAAGUUAGGUUUUCAUAACCACUUUAUUUUAACGGACAAUAUUCAUCCCUUAUUUAAUCCAUUAUAUUCAAAAGUACCACAUAGUUUAAAUGCAUUGAAUUUUAAUUUAGAAAACACUACAUUAUAUUAUGCAAAUUAUGAAUAUUUUCUUUACAACAUCAAAUUAACUGAUGCAGAAUAUACUUUGAAUUCGUAUAUGUCACCAUCUGUAUUAACAAUAAAUCAAAAUAAUUCUUUUGUAACAUGGGUAGGAUUAAAAAAAGAUAAUAAUGUUUAUAAUAAGAAAUUUGAUGAAUUAUAUGAAUUACUGGGAAGAAUUAAAUAUAUUGAAAGAAUUAUUUAUUGCUAUAGUAAAUAUACUUCUAGAUAUUAUGAAAGCAGUAUAAAUUAUUUCCUUAAAUAUUUACCUGAAGAUAAAAGAGAUAUAAUGCAGAAUAAUGGAAAUAUUUUUAUUUAUUUAAUUAAAAUGUUAUGUAAUAAUAUUCCAUCAAUUCAUCAAUGUGUAUAUAAAAUUAUUUCUUUAAAUGGAAUUUAUGAUAUUUAUUUUAAAAAUUUUAUGAUUAAUUUUAUUUAUUACAAUGCAUCAUGCAUAUUCAAUUGUAAUUCUGUUGAUUUAGGAAAAUUAUUUAAUGAUGACCAUUUAUGGGAUUUAUUUAUAAAAUAUUUUUCUCAUUCGUAUUUAGUUAAAUAUAAAAAAAAAAACACCAAUACUACUGGAUUGUCAAAUGAAUAUAGUGAAUUAGCUAAAUUAUAUUAUACAAAUUAUGAUUAUGAUUAUAUUCAUAGUGGAAAGUGGAGAAAAGAAAUAAAUUUAGAUAAUGAAGAUGAAAUUUUAAGACCAUCAGAUGAAGCUAUUGAAUAUGAAUUUUACAAUUAUACAUAUCAGUCAAUUGAUUUGAGUAGUUAUAGUUUCUUUAUUUUAAAAAGUAAAAUGUAUGAAGAUAAUAUAUGUAAAAUUGCCUCUUUUAUAGAAGCAAAUGGUAAAAAGUAUGUUCAUACAAAUAAUUAUAUUAAUAAUUUUUUUAAUAAAAAUAAUAAAAGAGUACUUUCUCAUGAUGAUGGAACAAAUGAAACAAAUAAAAAUGUUAAUGAACAAAAUAAAAAUAAUAACAAUGAACAUAAUUCUAGUUCUGAUAAUGAUAGUUUCCAAGAAGAUGAAGAGGAACAUAGUGAUCAUAUGGAUAGCUUUAAUUUGUUUGAUGGUUUUCUUAAUGAUUAUGAAGAUGGUAACGGUUUUCUGGAUAUACUUAAAAAUAACAAUUUAUUUGGUAAAAAUAAAUUAUUUGAACAUAUCUAUGGAGGUAGUGAAGACGGGGAAGAGGAUUACUUACACUCGUACACAGGAAAAUUUGAUAUAGAAAAUCAUAAAAUAAAUACAAAAAUCGGUGACAUAUAUCCAUUAAAAAGAGUAUAUGACUAUAAAGAAUUACAAGAAAUUUAUGAAAUUCAUCCAAACUUUAGUGACUCAGAUGAAGAAUUAAGAAAUCAAUUUUUUAAAAAUGAAUUAUUUGAGCAAAAUAUUUUUUUUACUGUAAGAGAUGUACAAACAAGAAUUAAAGAUUUUUAUAAAUAUUAUUAUGAAAUUAAAAAAAAGUUAAAUAGCUUCAAUGAACUAGAUGAUACACAUUAUAACAUGCUUUUAAGUAAUUCUCAAAAUGAUCCAAAUAUUUUUUCAAAAAUUAAUGUAGAUUUUGCAUGCACUAAAAGUGGGACAUGGCCAGUUCGUAAGGUAUCUGGUAGAUGGAUAUCAGAAGUUUUAUGUGAAGCUUAUUUAGUUCCACAAUUAAUAUAUAAUUAUCCAUAUGCAGAAAGUAAAAAGAAAGAGAAUAAUAAAAAAGAUAAUAUUGAUGAAGUGGAUACUGAAAUGUAUUUGUUAAAGGAAAAAACUAGGCUAAUUGGUAUCGAAUUUGAAGAACAAGAACCGCAUAGAUGUGCAAUUAGUUAUUUAGGGGAUGAAUCGAAAAAGAGCUUUUUGCCAAUAUCUGCAUCUUUAUUAAUUAAAAUAGCUAUUGGUUUUUGUGUUUUACAUGGAUUUAAGACUAUAUGGAUUGCAGAUUCUGCAUUUGAUAUACAUACAAAUAUUUAUUUAAGAUAUACUUCUAUAUUAGAAAAAGGAUUAACAUAUUAUGAACAAAGUAAAUUUGAAUUAUAUGGGCAAACAAGGUUAGUACCAAAAUUAGAUUAUAUUACAUCAGGAAUGAACAUUAAAAACAAUAUUAUCACAUCUGGAGUAUAUAAAAAUAUGUAUAGCAUGAUUAGUUUUCCAGGUAUAGAUUUAAAAUUUCAAUUAUUAAUGAGUAAAAAGGUUAAAAAUACUAUUUAUAAUUUAAAGUUUGAUUGUCACAGUUGGGCAUACGAAGGAUGUUCAGAAUAUUAUCCUUUAAUGAAAAAAAAUAAAAAAAAUGUGUCCAAUAAUUAUGAUACAAUUAUUUUAAAUGGUAGAUAUACAGAUAAAGAAAAAGAAGAAAUGUAUCAAUGCCCUUUUAUGCAUGACAAAAAUUUUAUUGAACUAAAUAAAAUGUUCCCAAAAGAAUGUACUUUUGGAUCAAGAAUUGGUGAUUGUCAUGAAAAAGUAAGAAAAAGUAUACCUUGCUAUGACGAACAAUCUUGUAAAUAUCAGAUAUAUAUUUAUGAAGAAUUUUUAAAACCACGAAACCAUUUAAAUUUAUUAUAUGAACAUUUUAUAAAAGUUUCUGAAAAUCUAACAAAAUUAGCGAGACCAUAUUAUUUACAAUCCAUUUUAUCACUUGAACAUGAUAUACAAAUUAAAAAAAGCAAUGAAGAAAAUUCAGAAUAUGAUGAAAUAUUAUUGUUUAUUUUGAAGAAUUCUGUUUAUUAUGUUUCAUGGGUUACUUCGAGUGAAUUCUGGAAAAGAGCUAUUCAUGUUCAAGAUUCAGAUUAUCUUAGUAAUAAGGAAAAUGAACAAAGUAAUAAGGAAUUUUUUUGCCCUCUUGCUUAUGCGCAUGAAUAUAUACGACAUAUACUUGUCCAAUAUAUGAAAUUUCCAAAUAUAUGA